GUGAGUGUAAAGCGCUGCGAAAGUGCCAUGUUGGUAAUCAGAGGCUAGUUAACCUGUCGCCUUAGCAGCCAACAAAACAAGAAGGUAUAGAGGCGUUUGAGACUGUCUCCGAGCCGCCGGGUCCCAUCGCUUGUUUUUAUCAAACAUCUUAAAAGGCAGGCCUCCCAAGCAAUGUCGAAGGACCCCCUGGCAGACGCUGGGCUCCACUUCGAUGAGCUCAACAAGCUGCGAGUCCUGGACCCCGAGGUGGGGCAGAAGACCACCGAUCUCAAGGAGGAGUGUAAAGAAUUCGUGGAGAAAAUCAGUCAGUUCCAGAAGAUAGUUGGAGGGCUGAUUGAGCUCGUGGAUGAGCUGGCACAAGAGGCAGAGACUGAGAAGAUGAAGGCGAUUGGCGCGAGGAAUCUGCUGAAAUCUGUGGCCAAACAGAGGGAGGCUCAGCAGCAGCAGCUCCAGGCCCUCAUCGCAGAAAAGAAGAUGCAGCUCGAGAGGUAUCGGAUUGAAUACGAAGCGCUGUCCAAGGUGGAAGCAGAGCAAAAUGAAUUCAUUGACCAGUUCAUCCUGCAGAAAUAAAGAGACGCGCUGAUGGGAUUGUGACAAUAGGAAGCAGUGAAGGGCGGCCCGUUCCAGCUCAGCACAUUCCUUCCAGAGCAGAGCAGCGCAGGGCAGGGCACAGCAAGACCACACAGCCCGUUCUUUAAGAGCUCCAGACUCACAGCCUUGAAACACUAAGGACUGGAUGCAAUGCAAUGGCAUGCAACAGGCCUGUUGAAUUCUCCUUGGAAUUAAAAAAACAAAACACCGCCUCUGCAUUGAAGAGCUUAAACCAGGAUGCAAAAAUAUUUACCUUUUGAAAAAAAAAAAUAUAUAUAUAUAUAUAUAUAUAUAUACUAGUGAGUGAUUCAUAUUAUUUAUACUAUUUAUAUCUCAUGGUACUUCAGUAAAAAGCCAGCUGUAUUAAUAACUUUUUUUUCUUCUUUUUAAAUAUGAAAAUACAUUAAUAAUAGCUGCAUGGUGCGGAACAGUAAUGCCAGCAGUUUCAUAAUCUUGUAUUAAUAUGUGUUGAAGAUGAUGGCUUUUGUUUUGUACCUUUUAAAGCAGUCUGCACAGACAUGUUCUCUGUGUUUGUUAAACAACACUACAUUAAACACAGGGCAAUGUCCACGUCUGCUCAAUCAGACCAACAGUGGGCUUCGAUUCUGUGAAAGAUUUUUCGCUUCUUAGUUUGUUCCAUUGUGCUUAUCUGGAUCCGUCGAUUUUAUGUAAGCUUAUUAAAAAAAGAAAUAUGCACGUUUUUUGUGG
Molecule: messenger RNA, 1299 nt
Organism: Acipenser ruthenus (sterlet)
Lineage: Eukaryota; Metazoa; Chordata; Actinopteri; Acipenseriformes; Acipenseridae
Product: intraflagellar transport protein 20 homolog
Exons: 5
Coding region: 172-570 (132 amino acids)
Biological process (GO): centrosome localization; intraciliary transport; protein localization to cilium
Cellular component (GO): cilium; Golgi apparatus; intraciliary transport particle B
Source: RefSeq, a predicted model, not a curated record